AUUUUGUUGCAGGUGUCCUACCAAAAAAAAGAACCAUCUCCGACCGUUUGUCUUCGGCUAGAACCACCAAAUGACACUCUUCACAAGCACCCUUAGUGAACCAGAAUACCCCUCGACCACCUAAUCAAAACUUCCCAGGGCAUUUCUCAUACCAAUCGGUAGCUGAAUCAUCAUAAGGACAUUAACCCAAAGCAUUUCCGAAAUGAUCCUGUUCAAAAGGCGAUUUACUUCGCCGGAUUGUCCUUGUACCUAGACAAGCAGGACAAAUUUUAUAAUGUGGUACUUUUCGCAGCUGGAAAAUCGAUGAGCCAAUAUGGUUGCUAGGGUCGUGGGAAAGUUACAAGAAUAAAUUUCAACGAAUCUGUCCCCCCAUCAUGUUGGAUGGUAGUUCUGUCUCUCCAAACGUCACCAACCAAUCUUCCCCCAUCACCAUAUGGCCGAUAUCCCUAGCUAACCCCAACGAUAGUGACUUCGAGUCUUGCAUCAACAAUGACACAGAAGUCAUCAACUCCUUCAGAUUCAUCACCAACGGACUGCUCAUCAAUCUAGUAGGCUUGCUUGGUGUCCUAGGCAACAUCAUCUCCAUGAUCAUCCUCUCCAGGCCUCAAAUGCGAUCCAGCAUCAACUACCUCCUGAUCGGUCUGGCAAGAAUCGACACCGUGCUCAUAGUAACAAGCAUGUUACUAUUCGGGUUACCUGGGAUAUACCCUUACAGUAGCUACAUGUUCAACUAUUACUACGUGGUUUACCCUCAUAUAACCCCAGUGGUGUUCCCUCUAGCCACGGUAGCUCAAACUGCGUCUGUUUACUUGACCUUGGUGGUGUCUUUGGAACGCUUUGUCGCUGUUUGUCACCCUUUAAGGGCGAAAUCCCUGUGCACUUAUGGAAGGGCGCGGAUUUACGUGAUAGCUAUCAUAGCUUUUUCGGCGGCUUACAAUCUGCCGAGGCUGUGGGAGGCUGCCAUUCAGAAGGAAUGGAGCUCGGUGCACAAUGAGACAGUUUAUUGUCCCCAGUCUACGCCGUUCAGGGAUGAUCCUGCUUACAGGGCGAUCUACAUUCAUUGGCUGUACCUGAUUUGCAUGUACCUGUUGCCGUUCGGGAUGUUGGCUGUGUUGAAUGCGUCGAUUUAUAGACAGGUCCUGAGAGCAAACAAGGAACGCCAACGCCUAUCCAGACACCAGAAAAGAGAAAUCGGUCUGGCCACCAUGCUCCUAGGUGUCGUCGUCGUCUUCUUCAUCUGCAACAUCCUUCCGCUGGUCAUCAACAUCAUCGAAACCUUCGAACUGCGCAUCAGAUUCGACCUCAUCUACCUCAUACACACCAGCAACCUUUUGGUCACCAUCAACUCCAGUGUGAAUUUUCUCAUCUACGUCAUUUUUGGGGAGAAGUUCAAGAGCCGCAACGGAGGUUCGAUCGGGUUCCGAACCGCAGAGGGUUCCUUCCGGAACCUGCCGAACAGGACCAGUACCCGCCCUUACAAGAGUUGCGUCGCGACGCCAUGCGUCUACUAUUCGACGCAUCGCCCUGCCAAAGAAACGCAAACAGUGCCAGCUGUGUAA
Phaedon cochleariae (mustard beetle) is the source of this 1559-nucleotide messenger RNA. NCBI's taxonomy places the organism in Eukaryota, Metazoa, Arthropoda, Insecta, Coleoptera, Chrysomelidae. The record is from the annotation of a GenBank genome assembly.